UGGAACGCCUGAAGGAAGGAUGGUGGGGCUGUGUGUGUCUGUCUGAUGAACCCCUAUUAUGCCGCUCAUGUAGUGCCCCCAGCCCGCCUGUAGCCCAGCAUACGGUAGAUUUGGCGUCCGAGUAGCUAAAUUCCCGCCCGAGGACCAGCCAUGACGGAGUACAAGUUGGUGGUGGUCGGAGCCGGUGGUGUUGGUAAGAGUGCCCUUACCAUCCAGCUCAUCCAGAACCACUUUGUGGACGAAUAUGAUCCAACAAUAGAGGACUCAUACCGCAAACAGGUGGUUAUAGACGGGGAAACCUGCCUGCUGGACAUCCUGGACACAGCCGGUCAGGAGGAGUACAGUGCAAUGAGGGACCAGUACAUGAGGACAGGGGAAGGCUUCCUCCUUGUAUUUGCUGUCAAUAAUGCCAAGUCCUUUGAGGAUAUUAGCACUUACCGUGAGCAGAUCAAGAGAGUGAAAGAUGCGGAUGUAGUGCCCAUGGUCUUGGUGGGCAACAAGUGUGACCUGCAGGUGCGAGCCAUGGACAUGCAGCAGGCACGGGAGGUGGCCAAGAAUUAUGACAUUCCCUUUAUAGAGACCUCAGCCAAGACCCGCAUGGGUGUCGAUGAUGCCUUCUACACCUUAGUUAGAGAGAUCAGGAAAGAUAGGGCAUGUCGCAGCAGGGGUAAGCAAGAUCACCGGAGGAACAAGAGGAAGUGCAUUGUGUUCUAGGAGCAGUGUGUUGUGUAAACUUGUGAGCCUAACGGUAUUAACCCCAGGUUUGUGUGGCUGCCACGCAGGAACACUCAACACCUAUACAGGACUUGCAAAAACCAUAUUCCGCCACUCUGGUAACAGUGUAGAGAAGCCAUGGAAUAUUCGGGUGUGCUGCCAGGAUGGUGCCUGCUGGGAACCCACCUGUACCCAGGGACACCAGUUUAUGUGUGACCCAGUGAUCCUGUUGGUCCCUUCUUUUUCCUUUUUAUUUUGUUUCCUUUCUUCCUUAUUUUUAGUUUUUAUAUUGUAAUUCAUGUAAGCUUCUGGAGGUAAAACUUCAGAACACUGAAAACUUUGUGGUGGUAUGAAGCUGAUAGAAAGAAUAUUGUUGUCAAGUAGAAUGCACUAAGGUCCCAAGGUGGAGCUCUGACCUGAUGGUGCCAGGAUGAGGGGGUCAUGGUCCUCUUGUCUGGCCUGACUUAAGUCACUUGAAUACAUGCACACAAACACACACAAAAAGACUAAACACAAAUAUACAUGCACAAACAUACAGGCAAACACAUAUGCACAAAUAAAUUCAAGCACAACUACACACGCAUACGCACCCUGGCAGAAUUGACAAGACUGGUGGGGAGCCGCCCUAGUUACCUUCCCAAAAUAUUAAAUUGCUCUUCUCGGGGCCCAAUGGGGGAACUCACUGGCUGAGCAGAAUGGUAGCAGAGGCAGCUGGCUUCUUUAGCUUUUGUAUGAUGGAAUAUUUAAGACUUCAGUUAUCUUUUAUACGUCUGUUGUUGGUGCAUGAAGUUGAGAAUGUUGAUCAAACCGCACUGGACUGGACGUGUGACCCACCCUAUUGACUGUGUGGAAGAUUGUGGCGGGGACUCUGUGGAAAGGCCAGGAUCAAGGAAGAUGCAAUAUUUGUAGUAAGAAAACUCUAGGACCCUUAAAACUAGUUGAUAUUUCCUUAACUUGCCAGGAAAUUAUUGGCUAAUGUCCAUUUUUGAGGGAUGAUGAAUUAUUAGGUAUUUUUGUGUCCCACUGCACAAAGGAGAUGUACAGAGAAUUAGUGAGACGUGUGUGUCAGGAGAACACGAUUUGUACUCUGUAUGGAUGGUCUGGAAUGUUUAGCUUGGAUGGAUUAGACUGUUUAUAGCUUGUUUGGUCAAGAUAGAUUUAACACAGUGGUCAGGUGUUCACAUUGUGUUCAGUGAAGUGUGGAGCAUGGGUGGCGGGGCGGGCAGAGGCAUGGUGGUAGCAGUGGUGAUCACGGCGUUCGGCCUGGUGAGGGUGGAUGGCGUGAAUAGUUCAUCAGGAACACACACCUGCACUGAAGGUGGACGGAUGAACUGGAGCCACAGGUGGGGGACGGCUCUGAAUCGUUAUCAGCAUUACUUUUCUAAUUAAUGCUCUUGAGCCCAUUGUGAUAAGAUGCUCUUCAUACAAGCAGUUAUUGUCACAGUGCAGUACAUGACGAAAAGGCUGGUCUUGAGGUUACCAUACAGUGGCACUAUGUGUUCUGUUUAUUACAUGACAUUGGAAUUAAUGAAUCUUUUUUUUUCUUCUUUUUUUUUAUGUCUUUUUUAAGUAUCCUUGGGCCUCCAAAAAUUGUUUUGAAUGCUUUAUGGUGGUUAGUAGAUGUCUUAUAAGUGUCAGCAUAGACUUGCAGGGGUGUGUUCUGGUGAGAGUGAGAGGUUUUUUUUUCUCCAGAGGAUGAUUGAAUUAAGUCUGCCAUUUAGCCAAUUUUUAUGAGGUUGUUUUAUAGUGUUGGAACUUCCCUGCACCUCUGGCUCUGGUUUGAAAUGUUUGGCAGUGGAGUUGAGGAUGACCAACAUGGAUAUCAUGAACUCUUGUUUCAGAUGUUCUGGCAUCACCAUUACAGAUGGGUUGAGCUGCCCGGCAUAGAUGAGCUAAGGACUGUGUGGAGCUUCAAGUAAACACCCCAGAUAACUUUGGUUAAGAACUUGAACUUUUCUGUGACAUAUUUUCAAGUUUUGAGUUAGUUUGCAUUUUGGAGGUCAUAGGAAAUUGUAAUUUAUUGAUAAGAAGCAAGAUUUCAUCACAUAUGCUAACAUUCAUACUCUUUCAGUUUUCCUGAUUAUGUGUAAGCAGCAGCAGCAGCAGCAUCAGUAAAGGCUGUCUCUCAUUCCCUGAUUAACAAACCUUAUUCAUCAGCAUUGCAAGACUAAAGACAUUAUAUAACAUCAGGAAAACUGAAGGAAUACUGUAUUAACAUAUACAGACAAAUGUUUUUUUUCCAUUCAAAAGUAACCAUUGCCCUUGCAUAAGAAAGGUAAUGAGGGUGUUUAUGGUCAGGACUGCCGGUGUGGCACUUGUCUCUCAGGGCCACGCCAGCACUAGAGAGCUGAGGCUACUUGGGCAGACAUGCAUAUGAUCCUCAAGAAAUUAAUUCUCAAAAUUAAUGUUAUAAAUUAAUGCUUAGUGUUUUAAAGAAGUAAUUUUUAGGUAAUGAUGCUGUAGGCCAAGUGUCGGAGAGAAAGCAUGAAAUGCAGGGAGGCCAGUGUUGGUCCCUGGCAGUGAGGGGAUAGUGAUGCAGCUGUUGACUGUGGACUAUUAGUAUUGUACAGAGGCUCCUGCAGUGAGCCAGCAGGCCUGCCCUCAUCCCUACUGCGUCUGGCCUCCACGUCCAAGAGCAUCAAUGUCCGUGUUACAUUGUUCAUUUUAUCAUGUUCCCCAAUGUUAACAAAGCUUAGAUGAAACAUGAAGACUAUUCCCUUGUUACUUGAUGUGUGUCUCGGUAACACUGGCUGGCUGUACUUGUUGACGAGUGACCCAAGCAAGUCUCGUGCAGGUUGUUUUUAUGUGUUCACAAUUUUUGGUUGCAUUCCCCCUCACGUGUCAGAUUAUUUUGAUGUGGUGCUGAGGUAGCCUGCAGCUGGAGAACAGCAACAUUUAUACCAUGAGGGAAUCCCCACCUCCCUUGCCCUGGUGCCGUGUGCCCAGCAGCAAGAGGGUGCUGCCAGCACCCUCCUGAGGCCGUGCUGCAGCCUGGAGCUCAGGUGACUCACUUCCAGCACCAUGAUCUACAUCUGUUGUUUGUCGGUACAUUUCUGAUUUGUCAGAUAACUUUUGAGCAUUUUUGAAUGUUAUACUCAUGUAUGUGUGUACAAAUAUUAGGCAACUUGGAGGUAAGCAAGAUCACAGGACGUUGCAAGAGUAAAUGUUUUGCUCGUGUGCCGAGAUGUGGUUGGUGUGUGGAGGGCCAGAGGGCACCAGUGUUCCCUGGCCAGCACUCUCGGCAGGCAGUUCUGUGUCAUUGUAUUUGUGAUAUUUUUUUAUCAUUUUUUAUUCUAUAACAAAAACUGAUAAUUGUAUGCAAGUGUUUAUAAUGCAUGUCAAUCUCAUUCUGUUCAGUAUUUUAAAUUGUCAGUUUUGAUGACCUUUAUAUAAUUUGUAAAUAUAAGCACGUGCAGGGCAACUCCAAAAUAGAUCAAGAUAAAUUAAAAUUAUGUAAUUAUUUAAUUAUAGAUAUAUGUUCAUAUUUGAUUUUGAAAGGGUCACAAGUUUGCUUUGUCACCAUUAGAAGUAUGGUUCUUCCAAGUCUAAUAUAAGCUAGACAUUACUCCAGUAUCUUUCCUGACCCAUUGCUGAGAAGGUGUAUGAUGUGGGAGGGUGUGUCCUGCAUCAGGCCUGGACAUUGGAGGCAUCUGAGGGAGGAGUCCCAAGAAAGACAAACCAAUUAUGUCCCAUAGAAUCUAGAGUGCUGCCGGAGCAAAGACUUCAAGAUGAGCAGUUUACUUAAACCUUUACCAAACAUAUGUAUAGAUCUAAAGCUAUUUCAACAAGUGAGCAACAGGUUUUAAUUAUUUUAAACUUAUUUUUUUAAAGGAUGCAUAAGUAACCAUCACAAUGUAACUAAUGUUUUUUGUGCCAUAACUGUUAUGAAAUCCACAAUUUUUCAAUUCUUUCAUUCAGUUUAAUCACGAGUGUGAAUAUUUCUAGCACCUCUCACUGCACCAGAGUGAGGCAUACAGCUGACCCACCUCUCUUCAGCUCUCAAGGAAAGUCUGUAAAACGGUCAUGGCAAAAAUGUGUAACACAAAAAUUGCAAA
Molecule: messenger RNA, 4769 nt
Organism: Scylla paramamosain (green mud crab)
Lineage: Eukaryota; Metazoa; Arthropoda; Malacostraca; Decapoda; Portunidae
Gene: Ras85D
Product: GTPase HRas
Exons: 6
Coding region: 151-714 (187 amino acids)
Biological process (GO): epidermal growth factor receptor signaling pathway; Ras protein signal transduction
Cellular component (GO): plasma membrane
Molecular function (GO): GTPase activity; GTP binding; GDP binding
Source: RefSeq, a predicted model, not a curated record